Molecule: messenger RNA, 1513 nt
Organism: Tachyglossus aculeatus (Australian echidna)
Lineage: Eukaryota; Metazoa; Chordata; Mammalia; Monotremata; Tachyglossidae
Gene: TEKT2
Product: tektin 2
Exons: 9
Coding region: 105-1391 (428 amino acids)
Biological process (GO): cilium movement involved in cell motility; cilium assembly
Cellular component (GO): microtubule cytoskeleton; nucleus
Source: RefSeq, a predicted model, not a curated record
UCGCCUCGGUUCGACGAGCCCGGCCUCCACCGGUGGAGCCGACGGUGGGACUCGAGCUGCUGAAAGGGGAGCCGUGCGACCCUCCAUCCGCUGCUGCCGUGACCAUGUUGAGUGUCAAGCCGGGGCCGCGCUUCACCGUCCCCGACUGGCAGACGAGCAACAUCCUGCUGUCCAGCAACGCGGAGCGCCAGCGGGAUGCCGCCUAUCAGAUCCGCCAGGAAGCCCGGACUCUCCGAAAUGAGGCCAACAACCAGACCAAAUGGGAUGAACAUGACAACCGGACCCGCCUGGAGGAGCGGAUCGACGGCGUCAAACGGUGGAAAGAGGCUCUGGACAAGUGCUUGGCGGAGAUUGAUGCUGAGAUUGAUGCUCUGAGCAAGAUGAAGGAGGCGGCAGAAGGGGCCCUGCAGGCCAAAGGCCUGCCCCUGGACGUGGCCAUCGAGUGCCUGACGCUGCGGGAGAGCCGGAGGGACAUUGAUGUAGUCAAGGACUCUGUGGAGGACGAGCUGCGCAAGGAGGUGGAAUUGAUCGGCAGGGUUAAGCAGACCUUGCAAGGCAGGAUUGACGAGGCUUUCGAGCAGCUGUGCCGUCUGCAGGAGGCCCGGCAGCAACUCAACUUGGACCACCGAAAUAAGAUGGAGGCCCUAGAGAUCGAUCGUGUUUGCCAUUCACUUAACGUCAACUCCCCCAAUAUCUCGCUGAAGGUCAACCCCACCCGGGUGCCCACGGGAUCGACAACGCCACAGCAGUGGGACGAAUUCAGUCAGUACAACAAGGACCGGGCGGAAGCCGAGAUAAAAGCGUCGGCGGAACUGCGAGAGGCCAUCGCCCUGACCAUCGCUGGGACCAAUAACGAGUUGGAGGCCCAGCGUGUGAUGGCUGAAUUUGCCUUCCGGAAGAGAAUGCGGGAGAUGGAGAAAGCCUACGACGAACUCAAAUGGCAGGAGAAGAACAUCCUGGAAGAGAUCGCGAGCAUGGAGGAAGACAUCCGCAGACUGGAGGAGGAUCUGCGCAGGAAGGUGGACAACCUGAAGCUGGCACACACAAGGCUGGAGACGCGUACCUACCGGCCCAACGUGGAUCUCUGCCGGGAUCAGGUGCAGUACGGCCUGACUGAUGAGGUUCACCAGCUGGAGGGCACCAUCGCUGGGCUGAAGCAGAAGCUGGCACAGUCAAAGGAUGCCCUGGAUGCCCUGCACAAACACCUGGCCCGAGUGCAGGCCGACGUUACGUGCAAGGCCAACUCGCUGCAGCUGGACAACAAGUGCAUGGACACCCGCCGCAAGCUGACCGUGCCGGCCGAGAAGUACGUGCCCGAGAUGGACGCUUUCAACCGAACCACCAACCGCACUCUACCCACCGUUAGGAGCUACCAGCUGGAGCUGGCUUAACCUAGAAGAAAGAGGGACUGUGGAGGACUUGUCCCCGAGACAGAGAAAUUGGGGGUGGUGGUGGGGGCCUGAGUCCACAUUUGUCCGGCCCCCAGAUCAAAUAAAAUGGUGCUAUUGCCUUA